ACUUGAUAGUAACAGUGAGUAUUAUAUUCUUUGAUAGUAACCAAAUAUUCAUUCACCACAAUGUACGUAUCACGUACGUAGGUUUCAUGCAGGAUAUAUAUCGAUGACGUUACAUGACAUGUUUUUGUUGAAACAUUAAACAAUGUGUCAUAUUAUAUGGUUUUAGUGGUUAAAUAUAGAUAUGUAUUUUUAUUGAUGGCCAAGCCUGCACCAAUAUCUUCUAGUAGGAAUUUAUCAGCUGGCGAUGGAAGUGCAUUCACUUUAACCUUUGCCAUAGAAUUACUCGGAAUAGAGGUUUGGCAUGAUUGCAACGAAGGUUGGCUUGAUCUUGGGCCCUGUACUCAAGGCAUGAAGAUACAGUACCAAUUGUAUCCUGGACAGAAUUUUGAAUUAGAUAUUCUCAUAUGGCCCCAUGCUGUCAAAAUAUGGAGUGGUAUGAACUCCGAUUGGGUUCGGACGUGGCAGUUCUUGGAUCGCCGAUGGCUGGCAUUUGAUAUUCGCCAUAUAUUUCCCGUAAAGGUUGUGGAAUUGCAUGCUUUUGUGGCGACGGUUUACCCUACCUUUGGAGUUGGCGCUCUCGGAUCCAAUGCAAAAAACGACAAGGUUACAGAAGUAUUUCUACCGCGUCUGAAGUUUGGGCAACAACGAUAUUUCGCUCCAGUAAUAGAAGAGGAGUCAAGCCUUGAGACUUUCAUCUACGAUUUAAUAUGGAAGACAGUGGAAGGUUAUAUACCCGUCUCUUAUUUGGACGGAUUGUUUGAUGUUCCACAUCCUGUGGCAGACGUACGACAUCAAGAUGCCGUAUUACAUCACGUAAGGGAAACCGCUCUCAAUCGCAACUUGUCUGUACAAUCCGAGCCAGAAUUAUCAAGCAUAAGCAAGAAAACAUUAGCAAACCAAAAGAAGAAAGUAGAAGUACCGAAAACUAAAUUUGAAAUUAUUUUGUCGGGGAAUAAUAUUUUAGCGGGAGCUGGUCGGCAAGUUGCUUUCCAAUCGGUCGGCGACCGGCCGCCGGAACUAGGGGAGUUUUUUGUCUUCAUCUCCAGUCAGAAUUUGCCCGCCUCCGACGGCUAUCCGAUACUUUUUGUAAACAUCGAUUCUCUAUUCGAUGUGCCGACAGAAGCGUUGAAGAAAUAUCAGAUAUCGCAUAUUUAUACACGCUGGUCUAUGGGAGAAGAGACACAUGACUCGGAACAUCUGCAGCUUAUAGGAAACAAAACAACGUAUAACUUCGACGAUCAUCACGCGCUGCCGUUGCCGUGCGAUGUGGCUUUCAAAAUUAUCUGCGGACUCAUGGAUGACGACUUCCGUAUUCAGCUACGUGGAAUAAGACAAGCCCCAAAACAAUAUGAUGACCCGAUUUUUUUUGGCUAUGACAAAAAAGACUGCUUAUUUGCUACUACUCCGUCCACAUUCAAACAUUACGAAACCGAUUUAAUAAUAGCUGAAACUAAGAUCAACGUACGGUCUCUUGGAAAAGGUGUUAGUGGUGUAGUUCAAGGAGAAUUCGCGUUGUUGCCUCCAAACUUCGCAGUGAAGAGCUUAGGCCGUCAAGCAUUCUGCACAAAUGAUCAAAACGGUAUCAACUUGCCAGUUGACCCUGAACUAAUAGUUCCAUCAUACGUUAUCCUAGACGCUCAAAUGACUUUGGAAGUACGCAUGGGCUAUGCUGGAUGCAGGCCGCAAAGGUUGGAAAAGAGUUAUUCCAGAAUGAUCUGCCUUAUUACCGAUCAAUGGUUGAUAAUGGAAUUGUUAAUGCUAGUUACUGACAUUAAUCAUGAUUUGGAAAUUACCAAAGAAAGCGACGAUUUUUUGUCAGGUUUUGCCAUUGACACGGGCCAAAUCGUAAUUUUUUACGUUGAGGGGCUUAAGGAUGGAGUAAUUUUACAGCUUUGGGAAAAAACUGGAGACUAUUAUCCUCACUCUAACCCGUUGUUUUCCUCGUCAGCAAAAUAUGCAUCCAGGGUUUAUCCGGAUUUAACGUUCGCUGGCACUCCUGCAUGUUUCAAGAUAAUGAAGAUGUUUGUUCCGCUGUCGGCAGUUUUGGCUUGUCCCCCUGUUUAUGCGAGACCAGGCUUGCCUAUUUUAGCUCGAUAUGCCACAUUGAAACUAGGUCGGUUGCUGAGCAACAAGCGGUGGUGGCGGCUCGGGCCGCCGACUAGCGAGCUGCCUACCGCCGCAGAGUUGGUCAGCUUUCGUCAGGAGCUCUGCACAGCGCCCCGCCCGUCCCAAGCGAUGACCGCCAUGUGUGCCAUGUUAGUCAAAUCUGGGCCCAACAAGCAUGCUGGCCACGACUGAACAGACCUAGAAAAGGAUUUAGCGUUAAUUUUGUACCUCUAUUAUAUUAUAUUCCCUUUUGCCAAAUAAAAUUGUUAACUAAUAUUAUAGCUCCGACGCUCCGAAGUAAAUUUAGAGAUUCCAAUAAAUGUUGUGUCAAAAAGAUUAUUUCACGUAUUGUUGUCGGGUGACAAACAAACCUCAGUAAAUAUACUUUUAUGAAAAAAGAUUGUUGGAUGAAAUGUUUUCAUAGUCUGGAAAGUUUCGCUUUUUAACGAUAGACCGCCUAAUAAUCAGAGGCCGAAAUUCUCGUGGUAUUUUUGAAUUGCCCCAGGGACUUUUAUCGACUACCGAUAUAUGUACAUAUAUCGAUAUAAAGUAGAACACAACAGGCGGUCUUAUAUCGCUAAGGAGCGAUUUCUUCUAGAAAACUUUCGAGUACUUAGUUGAAAAUGUGCUUUUAAGUUAUUAAUAUGUUGUGUUCUUUUAUCGAUAUAGAUAUAUCGGAAGUCGAUACAUGAGAAGUCCAUAUGACAGUUCAAAAAUGCCACGAGAAUUCCAGCCUCUGCUAAUAAUACAGCAAUUUAUAGGACAUUGCUGUAUUAUUUAUACCAAUUUUUUUUUUUCAAAGUGUGAAUAAGAAUGUUUGUAUUGUAAAGGCUAAAAUUAGUGACAUAUAAAACAGUGUCAUCAAAGAAGUGUACAUAUGUACAAUUCUCGUAAUUCUUUUACCUGAACUUGUGCUAUAAAAACAUUCCUUCUUGCCAAAACUUCCAAGUAUACAAAAAAAUCAGAAUGAUUUUAUUUUAAGUGUGCGAGAGAUACAAAUGGACGUACAUUUUUAUUACAAUUAAUUGCGAUUAUUUUGUUCUAAAAUACACGAAUUGUAAGUAAAUUAAUUAUUGGAAACGGGUAGUGAAGGCUGUAUAAUUUACAUAUACCUUGAAAUAUAUCAAGUUAACUUUUUACGAAAUUAUUAUUUUCGUAAAAUUCUGUAUCAUUUGCAGGUAAAACAAAUUUGAUUAAUUAAACAAAACCAGCACUUUCUGUAAUCAAGUUUUCAUUGAAAAACAAAAAUAAAUUGUUUUCCUUGAAA
Messenger RNA from Cydia pomonella (codling moth), 3373 nucleotides. RefSeq lists its product as uncharacterized. The transcript has 10 exons. NCBI's taxonomy places the organism in Eukaryota, Metazoa, Arthropoda, Insecta, Lepidoptera, Tortricidae. The record is from RefSeq and is a predicted model, not a curated record. The coding region runs from base 157 to 2298 and encodes 713 amino acids.